AUGCCAUCCUUUGACCCAGAAGUUGGAGCUGUGCGAAGUCAUAAAAUUAGCGUUCGUAUGCCGGAUGUUGAUAUGAACAGCAGUGAUACCCAAAUGGAUUUAGUUGAUCCGCUAUGUGAACCAUGUGCAGUUUGCGGUGAUAAAUCAACUGGAACACAUUAUGGAGUUGUCUCAUGUAAUGGGUGUAAAGGUUUCUUUCGGAGAACGAUCCUCAGAAAUCAGAAAUUUACUUGUCGUUUCAAUAAAAGGUGUGUGAUUGAUAAAAAUUUCCGUUGUGCAUGUCGCUACUGUCGCUUUCAGAAGUGUGUUGGUGUUGGAAUGAAACGAGAAGGUUUAUCCAUUUGCACAGGCAGUAUCAUAAUGGUGCACUAUAAACCGAUGUUCAUUGCAGCAAUACAGUUUGAACGUGAUUCAAUAGGUUCUCCGAAGAAGCGACGAGAAAGUAACUCACCAUGUGCUGGAACGCAUCCGCUUGAUAGUAAUAAUGUUAAUGGUAGCGCAACACGUUUAUCACCAGUUGCAACAAACUCAUCAGCAAAUACCAUACCACGAAAUGGUGUUAUUGAUACGUUAAUGGAGAUGGAGGCUCGUGUUAGUUCAGAGAUGUCAAUUCGUUAUCGAACAUCUGUUAUCACUUCAUCAGAUUCCUUGCAUAGUAGUGUUCCAGAAAUGGGUGGUUCAUCUAGUGCGUUCUCACAACCUUGUCGUCCGUGUACGGUUGACGAUCUUAAUGAAAUCUCUCGAACAACACUUCUUCUCAUGGUAGAAUGGGCAAAAAACCUUUCUCCUUUCCCUGAUUUGGCCAUGGACGAUAAAAUAAUAUUAUUAAAGAACUAUGCCCCACAACAUUUGAUCCUAAUGCCAGCAUUCCGCUCUCCUGAUACAACUCGUGUUUGUCUAUACAACAAUACCUAUAUGAGUCGCGAUCAGAGUGCCGAAUUGAACGGUUUUGCGGCGUUUAAAACGAGUAACAUAACGCCUCGUGUACUCGAUGAGAUCGUUUGGCCAAUGCGUCAAUUACAAAUGCGAGAAGAAGAGUUUGUAUGCCUUAAAGCACUUGCAUUCCUUCAUCCUGAAGCUAAAGGCCUAUCUUCAUCUGCUCAGUCUGUGGUUCGUGAGGCACGCAAUCGUGUGUUGAAGGCUUUAUAUGCUUUCAUUGUUGAGCAGUUUCCUGAAGAGGCACCCACUCGUUAUGGAAAUAUUCUGUUAUUGGCACCUGCACUGAAGGCAUUAACACAACUACUCAUCGAAAAUAUGACACUUACAAAAUUUUUCGGCUUGGCUGAAGUGGAUUCUCUACUGUCUGAGUUUAUUUUGGAUGAUUUGAACGACCAUAAUCCAGCACCAGCUUCGUUACAACAUCAUCUCACUUCAUCAUUUCCACCAACCUCUACCACAACUACUUGUUCCGAUGCUUCAGAUUCUCAACAAAGGGUCAUGACCAUUCUGUAA
This is a messenger RNA of Anisakis simplex (herring worm), 1452 nucleotides long. The record is from the annotation of a GenBank genome assembly. Lineage: Eukaryota; Metazoa; Nematoda; Chromadorea; Rhabditida; Anisakidae.